AUGGGUAUUGGUCUUGUAACGACGGACAUGAUUGGUCUGGAGUACAAUAAGCAGUACAACACUGAUGUGAAGGAACAAUUCCGCAUGAAGAUUUUCAUGGAUAACAAACACAAGGUUCUGGAACACAACAAACAUUUUGCCCAGAAUAUGACUUCCUUCAAACUCAAACUUAACCACCUAGGAGACAUGUUGAGGCAAGAAAUUAUCUCUUCUAUGACUGGCUUCACUGAAAUGGACACCAAAAAUGGCAUCCAAGACAUAACUGCCAUCUACAUUCCUCCCGAUGACGAUGUGCUGCUGCCCUCCUCUGUUGACUGGCGCAAGAAGGGUGCUGUAACUGGAGUCAAGAAUCAGGGGCAGUGUGCUUCAGGCUGGGCAUUCUCAACAACCGGAUCACUUGAGGGUCAGCACUUCCGCCGAUGGAGUCGUCUGCUCAACAUCUCGGAGCAGAACCUCAUAGACUGCUGCCACCUGUGUCAAGGAUGCCAGGGUGCACGUAUGGACUACGCUUUUACAUACAUCAUGCAAAAUAAUGGCAUUGACAGUGAGAGUUACUACCCUUAUGAGGCCAGAAAUAAUGUGUGUCGCUACAACCCAGUUAUGGCUGUGGCCAAGGCCUUGGGGUACGUGAGUAUCCCAACUGGUGAUGAGAUAGCUCUGAAGGCUGCUGUAGCCAAUAUUGGUCCUGUGUCAGUAGCCAUCGAUGCCUCCCUCCCAUCCCUUCAUUACUACACCCACGGUAGUAUAUUAUCCAGGUAA
This is a messenger RNA of Homarus americanus (American lobster), 759 nucleotides long. RefSeq names its product cathepsin L-like. Gene Ontology annotation, cellular component: lysosome. The record is from RefSeq and is a predicted model, not a curated record. Gene Ontology annotation, biological process: immune response. NCBI's taxonomy places the organism in Eukaryota, Metazoa, Arthropoda, Malacostraca, Decapoda, Nephropidae. The transcript is spliced from 5 exons. Gene Ontology annotation, molecular function: cysteine-type endopeptidase activity. The coding region runs from base 1 to 759 and encodes 252 amino acids.